CUGUACAGUAGGCUCAUUAUUCUCGAGUCUAAAAACAAUCGGGGUGGCCAGGAGAGAUCGGCGCGUCAUUGUUUCUGUGGAGGCACAGAGGAAGGUUGCAUCCAACUGGUCUUCAGCAGCAUUUCUCAGCAGCUCCCUUUCUUCACGACUUCAAUCAUUUGUAACUUCCCGACGCGUCACGAUUGUAACCCACAAAUCAAACGUUGUGGUUGCUGUUUCACUUAGAUCCCCUUUGCGGUCGGACAGGUAAGAUCCCUCUGUGGUUGUUGUGGACAAGUCGUGAGUGGUGCUUUCUUCUUCUUCUUUUCUGUUGUGAGAGGGGAUUGAUUGGUCGACUGAGGAGGCAGAAGUUGGAGGUUCAUCAGGAGGAGUUCACUAACGAGAACAACACUUCAGCACCAAGGACAGAUCCUUAACAGCUGGCUGGCAAACAUGCUGAAUGUGAGCAACAUCUGGAUUCGGCUAUGUCUCAUGAAGCCCGAUGCGCUCUGCGUGUAGUCCACCGAUGCGCGGCUAGUGCAGAGAAGACAUCCAAGGAGAAAUAUCUUCAAAAAGGAAAAAUAUCAGAAAUGCUGUGCUCAGAAGACUUAAAAGUAAUCUGCCUUCAGUCCUUGUGAACCUCCAACGAUCUCUUCUUUGACCACCUAGACCCUGUGGCCUGAUCCUACCAUGCUGCAUGCAGUGUUCUGCACCAACUGGAGGGCCAGAUUUGCCCUUUAUUGGCCCUUUCACAUUUUCCUACUGGAGGUAAUGAUACCUGGGGUCCUGCCGAGCAUCUCCAGAUUACCACCUUCAGCCAAACGUGAGAUCAUCAUGGAUGGGGACUUGGUGAUUGGUGGCCUGUUCCCUGUGCAUGAGAAAGGCGAUGGGACAGAGGACUGUGGGAAAAUCAAUGAGGAGCGAGGCAUCCAGAGACUGGAGGCGAUGCUUUUGGCUCUUGAUGAGAUUAACUCCAGCGAUCACAUCCUUCCUGGGCUCCGUCUGGGCGCCCACAUCCUGGACACUUGCUCCAAGGACACCUAUGCUCUGGAGCAGUCCCUGGAAUUUGUCAGGGCAUCCCUCACCAAGGUGCACGAUCCAGGCUUCAUCUGCCCUGACGGCUCCAGACCAAUCCAAAAUGAGGUUCCACUGGCCAUUUCUGGAGUUAUUGGAGGAUCAUACAGCGAUGUCUCAAUUCAGGUGGCCAACCUCCUACGUUUGUUCCAAAUACCUCAGAUUAGCUAUGCCUCCACUAGUGCAAAGCUCAGUGACAAAACUCGCUAUGACUACUUUGCUCGCACUGUGCCCCCAGACUUCUACCAGGCCAAGGCAAUGGCUGAAAUCCUGUGUUAUUUCAAUUGGACCUACGUAUCAACAGUAGCAUCUGAGGGCGACUACGGCGAGACCGGCAUCGAUGCCUUCCAACAGGAGGCCCGCAGCCGCCAAAUCUGCAUUGCCACUUCAGCCAAGGUGAGCCGAAGCAUGAACCGGCAGGGCUAUGAGAAUGUGAUCCGCUCCUUGCAGCAGAAGUCCAAUGCCAAAGUGGUCAUCCUGUUCACCCGCAGCGAGGAUGCACGCGAGCUGCUUUCAGCUGCUGCUCGAAUGAACAUCUCAUUUAUCUGGGUGGCCAGCGACGGAUGGGGAGCACAGGAGAGCGUAGUGAGGGGCAGUGAGACUGCAGCAGAUGGGGCCUUUACCAUUGAACUGGCCUCCUACCCAAUCAGAGAGUUCGAAGACUAUUUCACAAAGCUGAACCCAUACACCAACACGAGGAAUCCGUGGUUUAAGGAGUUCUGGGAGCACCGGUUUGCCUGCAGCCUUCAGGAGCACAGCUGCAGUGAACAUAGCUUACGAGAUGGAACCUUUGAGCAGGAGUCCAAGAUCAUGUUUGUGGUAAAUGCUGUGUAUGCCAUGGCCUUUGCUCUGCAUAACAUGAGGCAAGCAGUAUGCUCCAACACAUCCAAGGUCUGUGACGCCAUGAAACCAGGCAAUGGCAAAAGGUUCUACAAAGAGUUUAUCCUGAAGACCAAGUUUGAAGCUCCUUUCAGACCCGUGGAUACUGAGAGCAUGGUACGCUUUGAUUCUGUAGGUGACAGCAUCAGUCGAUACAACAUCUUUCACUACCACAAAGAAGAGGGCAAGUUUGUAUACAAGAAAGUUGGCUACUGGGACCAUAUAUUGACUCUGAACACCAGCGUGGUACCUUGGCAUGGCCUCAUUCCUCCCACCUCCCAGUGUAGCGACCCAUGCAGGAAGAAUGAGGUAAAGAGCAUGCAGCCUGGAGAUGUGUGCUGCUGGAUCUGUAUUCCAUGCCAGCCCUACCAGUACCUGCAGGAUGAGUUUACCUGUGCUGACUGCAGCUUUGGUCAGUGGCCGUUGGCUAAUUUAACUGGGUGUUAUGAUCUGCCUGAAGAGUACAUCCGCUGGGAGGAUGCCUGGGCUAUUGGGCCUGUUACUAUCUCCUGUCUUGGCAUACUUUGUACUCUGACAGUUGUGGGUAUUUUCUUUAAGCACAAUGAAACACCUGUAGUCAAAGCAAGUGGACGUGAGCUGUCCUACAUCCUCUUGAUGGGAGUUCUGAUGUGCUACAGCAUAACCUUCAUCUACAUUACUAAACCUUCCACUGCUGUCUGUACGUUGCGAAGACUUGGCCUGGGGACCUCAUUUGCUGUAUGCUACUCUGCCUUGCUAACAAAGACCAACCGCAUUGCUCGGAUCUUCAGCGGGGUAAAAGACGGAGCCCAGCGGCCGCGUUUCAUCAGCCCGGCUUCGCAAGUGGUGAUAUGUGGGGCUCUCAUCUCCUGCCAGCUGCUGGUGGCCAUCAUCUGGCUGCUGGUGGAGGUGCCUGGGGUUCGGAAGGAAAUUAGUGCUGAGAGGAGAAACGUGGUUACCCUGAAGUGUAACAGCAAGGACAGCAGCAUGCUCGUAUCACUCACCUACAACUGCAUUCUCAUCAUCCUUUGCACAGUCUACGCCUUCAAGACGAGGAAGUGCCCAGAAAACUUCAAUGAGGCCAAGUUCAUUGGGUUUACAAUGUACACCACCUGCAUCAUCUGGCUGGCUUUCCAGCCCUUAUUCUAUGUCACUGCCAGUGACUACAGGGUGCAGACCACCACCAUGUGCAUCUCCGUCAGCCUGAGUGGCUCGGUGGUUCUUGGCUGCCUCUUUGCCCCCAAAAUCCACAUCAUCCUGUUCCAGCCCCAGAAAAACGUGGCCACACACAGAAUCACAACCAACCGCUUCAGUGCCACUGUAUCUACAUCUGCCUCAGCACCCAGCUCAAAAGGCUUGCCUGGCCGAUUUGGAUUUUAACUACAUUAUAUGAAGGAUCAGCCUCCAACUACGUGCCAGCAGUUUGUAACGGCCGCGAGGUGGUGGAUUCUACAACGUCUUCUUUGUGAAAAUGUUCCUCUGAAAGAACAAGAGACCAUCCCCAUCAUCAGUCGUCCUUCCAUCAAACGUAGGCCAACGUAUGACUGGGCACCCCUUCCCUUCCCUUGACAUCUCACAUGUUGCAGAGAGAUAACAGUCAGGGUAGAACGACUGGCGGCAACGAAAGCAACUCUAACUGCGAAAGAUAAAAGAUGUUCCCGCUUCCGAGCAGUAUGUAACAACUGUAAAGACUUUUUUUGUAUAGAUUUUAAAUGCUGUGAUCUCCGUUGGUUUACAGAUAGAUGUGAUUACCUGCACUGUGCCUUGUCUUUUAAGAGUCUUAUUGUGAAAUGGGUGGUUGUGAAGCAAUAGUGUAAUACAAAACGCUGUUCUUAUCUAGUUCUAACAGUGCUGUGAAUAUAUCCAAAUGUUUUAGACAUUGUCAAAAAAAAAAAAAAGAUGUUCUGAAGUGAAUUUAGCUCUUCUGUUAAAUGUGUGACUAACUUAUAGUGAAUGAUGAAAACUAGACCCUAUAAAGGACAUGUUUUACUGUAGGCUAGAUUAAAAGUGUGUGCUUUCUUGUAAUUAAUGUAAAUAAGAUGUUUUUUUAUAUUAAAAACUCAAUUAUAUUCGAACCCAAA
Girardinichthys multiradiatus is the source of this 3992-nucleotide messenger RNA. RefSeq names its product glutamate receptor, metabotropic 2b (gene grm2b). Gene Ontology annotation, cellular component: membrane. The transcript is spliced from 7 exons. Gene Ontology annotation, biological process: regulation of synaptic transmission, glutamatergic; G protein-coupled glutamate receptor signaling pathway. Lineage: Eukaryota; Metazoa; Chordata; Actinopteri; Cyprinodontiformes; Goodeidae. The coding region runs from base 670 to 3291 and encodes 873 amino acids. Gene Ontology annotation, molecular function: group II metabotropic glutamate receptor activity. The record is from RefSeq and is a predicted model, not a curated record.